Molecule: messenger RNA, 1199 nt
Organism: Gracilinanus agilis (Agile Gracile Mouse Opossum)
Lineage: Eukaryota; Metazoa; Chordata; Mammalia; Didelphimorphia; Didelphidae
Product: double C2-like domain-containing protein gamma
Exons: 10
Coding region: 1-1194 (397 amino acids)
Cellular component (GO): membrane
Source: RefSeq, a predicted model, not a curated record
AUGGCGGGCGCCCGCGGGGAGAAGGUCACCAUGCAGGAGCACAUGGCCAUCAACGUGAGCCCCGGCCCCAUCCGCCCCAUCCGCCAGAUCUCCGACUACUUCCCCCACUUCUACCCCUUCGCUCCCGCCCUGCUCCGGCCCCGGCCAGCCCCCAGCGGGCCCGGCCCCGAGAGCGCUCUGGGCAGCCCUGGGGAGGAUGCUGGGACCCCGGCGGCGGCGAAGCCUGGAGGCUCUCAGGGCCAGCUGUGCCUGCUGCAGGAGCAAGACGGAGACUCUGAUGAGAGCACCGCCCUGGGCUCCCUGGAAUUCACGCUCCUCUUGGACCCACAGAACUGCGUCCUGCACUGCGCGAUCCACCGGGCCAAGGGUCUGAAGCCCCUGGACUCGGGCUCCAGGGACACCUUCGUGAAGGCCAAUCUGCUGCCAGGGGCCAGCAAGGCAAGUCAGCUGCGCACCCGAACUGUGCGGGGCAGCCGGGGCCCCCGCUGGGAGGAGACCCUGACCUACCAUGGCUUCACCAGCCAGGAUGCUGGACGCAAGACGCUGCGGCUCUGCGUGUGUGAGGAGUCCAGGCUGCGGAGGCGGGCAGAGCCCCUGGGGGAGCUGCGAGUGCCCCUGAAGAAGCUGGUGCCCAGCCUGCCCCGGAGCUUCAACAUCUGCCUGGAGAAGAGGCGCCUGACCAAGAGGCCCAGCAGCCUGGACACUGCCCGGGGCAUGUCCCUGUAUGAGGAGGACGAGGUAGAGGUGGCCGGAGAGGAGCGAGGCCGGAUCCUGCUGUCCCUCUGCUACAGCUCUCAGCGGGGAGGCCUGCUGGUCGGGGUCUUACGCUGCGCCCACCUGGCCCCCAUGGACGCCAACGGCUACUCGGACCCUUUUGUGCGCAUUUUCCUCCGCCCAAACGUGGGCAAGAAGUCCAAAUACAAGACAACUGUCCGGAAGAAGACCCUGAACCCCGAGUUCAAUGAGGAGUUCUUCUACGCCGGGCAGAGGGAGGAGCUCGCCCAGAAGACCCUGCUGGUGUCCGUGUGGGACUACGACCUGGGCACGGCCGACGACUUCAUCGGAGGGGUACAGCUGAGCAUCAACGCCACCGGGGAGAAGCUUCGGCACUGGAGAGAGUGUCUGGCCCGCAGCGACCGGCGCCUGGAGCUGUGGCACCCGCUGGACGGAGCCCCCCCCCAGCUCGGAGACUAGCAGAC